Centrocercus urophasianus (Greater sage-grouse) is the source of this 2041-nucleotide messenger RNA. It is a transcript of the gene CXCR5, whose product is annotated as C-X-C motif chemokine receptor 5. NCBI's taxonomy places the organism in Eukaryota, Metazoa, Chordata, Aves, Galliformes, Phasianidae. Gene Ontology annotation, biological process: G protein-coupled receptor signaling pathway; chemotaxis; immune response. The coding region runs from base 590 to 1705 and encodes 371 amino acids. The transcript is spliced from 2 exons. The record is from RefSeq and is a predicted model, not a curated record. Gene Ontology annotation, cellular component: membrane. Gene Ontology annotation, molecular function: C-X-C chemokine receptor activity.
CCUUCCCCAGAACUGCAGUGCAGCCAUUGCAGCCACUGAGGCAGCGCUUUCCAUCAGCAAGGUCUGCACUGCAGUAUGAGCGCAACAAGGGGUGAAGCGGCAGGAGGAGAUGGAGAACGGCUCUAGGUCCCUGAGGCUGAGGCCAGGAAGACCCCAGCAGAGGAUAAAGGUGAUGCAGAUGUAAUUAAUGGUGUCUGCAAAGUGUUACAAACCUCCAGAGGGCAUCCAGACCUGGUGAGAUUUCGGUGGGGCACAGAGCUUCAGGUAGCCCUGGCCUAGGACAGCAGCAGCCAAGAGCACUGGAGGUUUGCAGGAUGGAAUUAUGGACCUCAUGGAUCCUUCUCGUUACAGGCCAAAGGAAUGUGGAGUUUUCAAGCUUCACUGUGAAAAUCAAAACACUUAAGAAAAAGUGAUAAAGCGAGAGGCCAAUCUCUACAACAUAUAGGUCACCCUUUACUUGGAGCUCAUUUGCCUUGCAAAUACUGUAUUGUUACUUGCUGGGUCCCUCCCUGCUCACUUAAAUGACUAACUCCACCCCGAAAAAGAAGAACUUUUCUGACCUGCUGGAGGAGAGGCAGAUCCUGACACCAUGGGGCCUGUCAGCUACUCAUCAGAGACCUACGACUUGAGCCAGGUGGAGCUGAGCGGUUACUACGAGGCUGAGAACAGCACUCCUUCUUUGGAAGGCUACUUUUGCUUCAAUCCGGCCUCAUCUGUGGUUGGCAACCAGAGAGACCCCUUCAGGAAGGUCUUCAUACCGCUCGCCUAUCUGCUUAUGUUCGUGUUGGGAACUGUGGGCAAUGCCCUGGUCCUUGUCAUUUUAGAGAGGUUCAAACGCUCUCGAACAACCACGGAAAACUUCCUCUUCCACCUCACCCUGGCCAACCUGGCACUGCUGCUCACCUUCCCCUUCAGCGUGGUUGAAAGCCUGGCUGGGUGGGUAUUUGGGACUUUCCUCUGCAAGAUCCUCAGUGCGGUCCACAAGAUCAAUUUCUACUGCAGUAGCAUGCUGCUGGGCUGCAUCGCGGUGGACCGCUACUUGGCCAUCGUGUACGCGAUCCACACCUACCGCAAGCGCAGAGCUCGCUCCAUCCACCUCACCUGCACGGCCAUCUGGCUCUCCUCCCUGCUCCUGACCUUACCCGAUCUCAUCUUCAUGGAAGUCUGGACAGAUGAGAGCAACCGCAGCAUUUGCUAUUUUCCGGAGGCUGGGAUUCAUGGCAACAACGUGUGGCUGGCAACUCGCUUCCUGUACCACAGCGUGGGUUUCUUCAUGCCCCUGCUGGUCAUGUGUUACUGCUACAUGGCCAUCGUCCGCACUCUGUGUCAUUCCCAGCGCCUGCAAAGGCAGAAAGCUGUCCGUGUAGCCAUCCUGGUCACCGGUGUGUUCCUGCUCUGCUGGAGCCCGUACCACAUCGUCAUCUUUCUGAACACUCUUACCAAGCUAGAAGCCUUCACCAAGAACUGCCUGCUGGAGGAUCAGCUGGACACCGCCAUCAUGGUGACGGAGGCCAUCGGCUUCACGCACUGCUGCCUCAACCCCAUCAUUUAUGCCUUCAUAGGAGUCAAGUUCCGUAAUGACUUCUUCCGUAUCCUGCACGAGCUGGGCUGCAUGAGCCAGGAGACCCUACAAGAGAUCCUAGAGGUGACAAGGAAGGGCUGCGGAAUCGAGUCUGACAACACCACCUCCAUCUCCACUUUCUAACUCAGAAAGGUUGCUGCAGGACCGAAAUGGCCUGCCCAGUAGCGUAUGUGCUGUGUCCCAGUCCUAAGUUUUACAAGUGUCCCCACCACUCUCUUCAUUCCUUGGGAAACCGAGGUCUGAUAGCCACCUAACACCCAAAUCCCACCGCAUCGCUUCUGUGGUUCCUUCUGGUUACAUAUGUACCAAAAUCUGUCUGGCAGCUGUUGGCAAAUGCCGACUGUCCGAUUGUCUCUGGCAGGGAUGGAGGAACCAAAGCAGGUUGAGCCUGUUGUUGCCACAUCUCCAUCACCAAACUGACUGCAGGAGUCCUGUGCACAGAGCCAGAUGCAAAACUGA